Aureobasidium vineae is the source of this 1302-nucleotide messenger RNA. The record is from the annotation of a GenBank genome assembly. Lineage: Eukaryota; Fungi; Ascomycota; Dothideomycetes; Dothideales; Saccotheciaceae.
AUGAAGACGACACGCUGCCUCUUCUGCCGUCUCGCCCCGGCAGCGACACCAAAGUCGGCACCCUCAUCUCGCGCCUUCAGCUCAACACCCGCAACAUCAGCAAAAGGCAAACCCGCAUACCCAAAUGUCAGAGCCGUCGAUCUCGGCCUCGUCCAACAGCGCGUCGACACGGCCGCCCGCACAUUCAAGCCCUACACGCCGCGAGAAAAGCAACUGCUGGCUUUGAAAUACACUCCCGCUCAGGUUCGCGCCAUCGAAGCCGCCGAAGCCUCCAUCGAUCCCAAGGAUGUCGUGGUUCAAGGCAAGAUCCGCCGCGACACCUUCGCCCUCAACUACAUCGACGACCUUGCAAAGAUCCAACCGCUGGUGGAUAAGCCUGUGCGCGCACCCACUGAAGAUAUCGAUCCUGGCAUCCGCAUGCGCACCGAAGACGAAGUGCUCGAACGCUUUGCCCAAUGGACCGAGGACUUCAACCGCAAGCGCCAGGAAUACGAGACACGCAUGGAGAGUAUGGAUGGCGAGGCACUCGAGCAAGAGCUGCUGACGAAGAGUAUCGAGGCUGGCAUAUACCCCGGCGACAACCUGACGCCCGACGAGCGCCGCGCCCGUCUACGCAAGUACGCAGAGCACUUCGAAGGCCCCAACGAAGUCGCAGAAUGGAACGCCUUCAUCGGCAACGCAAACAACUUCUUCUUCUCGCCCAAAGGCACGCUGGACUCACAGCAAGACAGCCUGGCCCCCGAGAUGCCAAAGACAAAGAGUUUGGGUGUAAAGUUCGAGUCCGAGGAUGACGAUCCCCAUCUCCAGCGUUUGAUGCAGCAAACCGGUAUGUCCAAGGACGACAUCAGAAAGAUCAGAUGCAAGAACUUGGUCAACCACCGUGUCGUCAACCAAACUCGUAUGGGUAAGAUUCAGUCAAUGUACUACCUCACCAUUGCCGGCAACGAGAACGGCAUGUUGGGUAUCGGCGAGGGCAAGUCGGGCGAAGACGAAGACGCCAUCCGUCAAGCUCAGUACGCUGCCAUCAGAAACAUGAAGCCCAUCCCGCGUUACGAGGACCGCACCAUCUUUGGUGAAGUCGAGGGCAAGGUCGGCGCUUCCAUUGUCCAACUCUCCUCCCGUCCACCAGCAGGCAUCUCGGACCUCAGCGCCCGCUGCCCUCGCAGUCGCAACCCCAUGAACAUUGUCAAGGCAACCUACGAAGCCCUCAUGAAGCAACGCCUACCCGAAGACGUCGCCCGCGCUCGUGGUCGCAAGCUGGUUGAUGUGAGAAAGGUAUACUACCAAGGUCUGACUUCGUAG